GCCAUACGACGAUGUCUUGUCCUCACCGCGUCGCUAUGGAGCAUGGCGUCAUUCCAGCCCCCCGAAGGAACGCAGACACUUCACUGGAUUACAUCUUCAAGCGCCAGCUGAAAGCUAAAAUUCCAAUGAUCAAGCCAACAUUUGUCAUCCCUGAUCACUUGGACUGUGGAAUAAUCAGAUUCCACAGCAGGCGUGUGACAUGCUUGGAGUUUCAUCCAACGAGGACUCAUGUUCUUUUAUCGGGAGACAAGAAAGGGCAGCUUGGCAUCUGGGAUUAUGGUAAGCUACAUGAAAAGACGGUUUAUGGGUCCAUACACUCCUGCAUAGUCAACAACAUGAAAUUCAAUCUAGAAAAUGAUGGAGUACUGUAUACAUCAUCAUCAGAUGGGACGGUCAGAUGCACUGACUUGGAGACUGGAACCUCAUUUUUCUUGUUGGAUCUUAAUCCGGAGGGAUGGAAUGGCCCUGCAACUUGGCGCAUGCUGUAUGGUAUGGAUAUAAAUGUUGAGAAAGGCCUUCUGCUAGUGGCAGAUAACUUCGGAUAUCUUUACUUGGUUGAUGGACGGUUGAAGACCAGAAUUGCAGGACCAAUUCUAAUACAUAAGAAGGGUAGCAAGGUUGUUGGGCUUCACUGUAAUCCUGUUCAACCAGAUCUUUUUCUAAGCUGUGGAAAUGACCACUUUGCACGGAUUUGGGAUGCUCGCCGGUUAGAAGCUGAAUCUUCACUUGCCAGUCUUGCUCAUGGACGUGUUGUGAACUCAGCAUAUUUUUCACCACUGACUGGAAAUAAAAUCCUGACAACAUCUCAAGACAAUCGAAUUCGAGUGUGGGAUUCUAUCUUUGGCAAUUUGGAAUCCCCAAGCAGAGAGAUUGUCCACAGCCAUGAUUUCAAUCGUCACUUGACUCCUUUCCGAGCUGAGUGGGACCCAAAGGAUCCAUCAGAAUCUCUUGCAGUUAUUGGUCGUUAUAUAAGUGAGAACUAUGAGGGGGUGGCAUUACAUCCCAUUGAUUUUAUAGACAUGAGUACAGGGAAGCUUGUGGCAGAGGUGAUGAACACAGACAUAACAACCAUCAGUCCUGUGACGAAGCUACAUCCUCGAGAUGAUGUCUUGGCAUCAGGGAGCUCAAGGUCCCUUUUCAUUUGGAAGCCAAAGGGGGGUAAGUCUCCUGAACAACAGCUGCUUGAAGGGAAAUCCAAGAAAAUCUUUGGCAGGGUUGAGAAGAAAUCCAGUGGAAAGCUUGAUGGUGAAAGUGAUGAUGAUUUUGAUUUCUCUUCCAAGGAGAAAAAACUCAGAGCCAAGAACUUAGAAGGUAAAUAUUUAAGUGGUCAGAAGAAGGGUUAGCCAUAAGCUAAAGUUUCUAAACUUCGAGUUUUAACCCAUUUUGCGUCAACUUCUGGGUUACUAUAGAGAACUGGCAUAGUUUUGACAAAUCUGGUGGUUACAGCAAGCAUUGUAUGAUUCGCACCCUGCGUUCACUUAAAAUUGGAGUUGUGACAUGCUUUGUAAUUUCAUUUUGUCUUAAUUGUAAAUAUUUGGCUUUUAUGUCGACUCUUUUCAUCGGUUAUGAGUUGUCCCUGUUUUCGGACAUCAAUGGUUGUCAUAGUCUUGUGAAAGGAAAAGGCUUUGUAUAUUUGGCUCUAAAUGCUUUCUAGUGAAUGUUAGUAAU
Messenger RNA from Elaeis guineensis (African oil palm), 1668 nucleotides. The record is from RefSeq and is a predicted model, not a curated record. Lineage: Eukaryota; Viridiplantae; Streptophyta; Magnoliopsida; Arecales; Arecaceae.